UAAUGUUUUGAUCGGAACAGAAGAGCGGUGUUUUGACCCACGACUACGCUGCCUCACUGUCACCCAGUUGCCCUGCUGCAGGGGCUCUGUUGCCGGGAACCGAACAAUGUACAGGAAGCCCUGGGCUAGGCGCAUCCAAAGCCGUAUCUAGAGCCCUAACAUUCUAACUGUCCUCAAUUAAAGUUUGGAUGUGUGUCUCUAAUUCUGAAAUCUUCUCUGUCAGCCUAACUAUUUCCCUGCAUUUAUCACAUGUGAAUCCCUCAUCUGUGACAGAGAUAGACAAAACUGUACAUGUGUCAAGAGAUGCAAAUAAACAAUAGCAGGAGAAGCCAUUACUCACCGUGCUUGAUGAAAUGUUCUUACUGCGGUUGUUUGAUGAACUUGUGAAAAAACUGGAGUGAGAGAGAGGAGAGGAGAAAAGAAAAAAGCGAUAGGUUCGAAUGAAAACGCUAAUGACAAGCUAACGAGUGCUAACGCUUUGCAGGUGUACUGCACUCACGGAUAUAAAAUUAAAGUGAACGAUCAAAAUUAAUCUGAUAAGACUGAUCGAUAAUAUCAGAAAUAUGCCAUCCCAUUGGAGUAAUGGUUUUUAUACUGUACAAACUGUAUAUUCUAUGGCCCUACACCAACCCUAACCCUCACAGUAAACUUUGUGCAGUUUUACUUUCUCAAAAAAACUAAUUCUCUAUGGUUUAUAAGGGUUUUGAAAAAUGGGGACAUGGGUUAUGUCCUCAUAAGUCACCCUCUCCUUGUAAUACCUGUGUCAUACCCAUGUCAUCAUUAUACAAAGUGGUGUCCUGAUAUGUCACAAAAACACGCCCACACACAGUUAACUCUCAUAUAUUAUGUUAACAAAUAACUAAAACCUUUAUUUUGAAGGCAAUUAAACACGAUUAAUCAUUUGACAGCAUAUGUACUGUAUAUAUUUAUGUUCCUGUUACAUUUAAUGGUUUCACAUUUUCUUGGUUAAACAUUACAAAAGAGAGAAAAAAAUAUAUUUAUAUAUAUUUAUAUUAUUUUAGUUUAUUUUAUAUUUAAAAUAAUAAUUAUACAUUUCAUAAUGUGUUUUAUGCAUUUUAAUAUUUAUUCCAUAAUAAUAGUCAGUAAAAAUUUGAACAAUAUUUUUGAACAAUAUUCUGCACCUUAGUAUUGUAUAACAUUAUAAAACAGUAGGCAUUAAUAGCAACUGAGUGUAAACUGGGUGUAAAUGGAUGACAAAAUAAGAAUAAAUAUAAGGCAAUAUAAACCCUCUCUAUGCCUAUCCUAUGCAAUAUGAGAUUUGAAAAUGGAGAAAGAAAAGUUCGGUAGGCCUAAAGGGAUGAAACCCAGGUCGAUCACAUUAAAAAUUACUUUGCAUGUGCUUUACUAUAUGAAGGCAGUCUAUUUGCACUUUGCACUCAGUUUUUUUAAUAGUGAACUGAUGUUCAGCUGUUCUUUUUUAAUAGUCAACUUAUUUUCAGGUUAUCAUCAUAAAAGCCCUGUUAACACUGUCACAGACUAGAAGAUACAUCUUUCAUUUCAUCAAGCUGAAUUCUCACACAGCAGUAAAGUGCCCUUUCGGUGAGGUCUAUGUGUCCCUGGACCAUGGUUUUUACGGAGGGGGUAGACAACAUGAAUACAUGCCUCCACCUAGUGGACUCUCUAGGAUUAUGUAAACUAGUUAUCAGAUGUGUGGUGUACUGCUGCUGUGUGGAAUAACUGUAACUCUAAUCAUGAUGUGCUGUAUUUAUUUGGAUUUUUAGUUUUCCAGAAGAAAAAGUCACAAGGAGAUUCUGAAACACUGUACUCUUUUCCCACAAGACAGGGGAGGCAGAGGGACAGCAUCUCAACCACGUAUGACACCUUUAUGCCCAGUCAGCCACCAGGACUGGACGAGCUGAUAAAACUUCAGCAGGAGGUGAAGAUGGGCUCUCUGAGUAUAGAUGAUGCUUUGGAUCGAUUCAAUGACUGGCAGAGGCUUCAGAAGGGAAUGGACAGCAUCCAACAGGAGAAAAUACAGCAGCUGAGGGCUAGUAUCAUCAGCAACAGAGAGGAUGAUGAAAGUGUCUAUGAUAAAAUCAGCAUCAUCCAUCACACACCAACUGCAUCUGCAAAUGAGUGUCGAAGAGCGAGUCAGCAAGCGGACACUGAGUUCUACAGUAAACCUAUAAAAGGACAUAAUUCAAAUUUAUUUAGGAAGGCAGACAAACAGUAAAAACAGACAUCCUGAUUGUGGAAGCACUGAUCUGUCAAAGAAAUUUAUUAAACAAUAUAGUGUACAUUAAUAUCAACAAUUUCAUGGCAAUUCGUAACUAUUUUACAUGCUAAUUGUGGCUUAUUUGUAUGUGUUUUUAUGAUCAUGUUUGUACAAGUUCAUAUGAUUGGCUGGCAGUUUAGGUUUACUUAUUCAUACGGAAUAAAUUUUUUCAUUGAAUAAGGUUGCUUAAUAUCCAGUGUCAGAGCAAUAAUAAACAAUUAUUCACUUGUAUUUAUAUUACACUAAGCUAAUACUUUAGAAUAGGAACAUCUAUUCACUAUUAACUAAUUGCUUAUUAGCAUGCAUACUCAUAACAUAUUGCCUAUUAAUUAACCUACUAUCAGUAAGCAUCAAAUUGGGAUUUUAUUGAGAGAAAACUCUUAGCAAAUAGUGAAUAUGUGUUCCCUAAUCUAAAGUGUUACUUCCACUGUUUAAUUCUCCCACUACUUCUUUUUAAAUGACUACUCAAGAUUGUGUUGUACAUUUUCAUACAGAGAUCUUUUUGUAUCCUUUACUGCCCCCCCCCCCC
Messenger RNA from Carassius gibelio (silver crucian carp), 2765 nucleotides. Its product is annotated as B-cell scaffold protein with ankyrin repeats. The transcript is spliced from 7 exons. Gene Ontology annotation, biological process: negative regulation of B cell activation; B cell activation; negative regulation of phosphatidylinositol 3-kinase/protein kinase B signal transduction. Lineage: Eukaryota; Metazoa; Chordata; Actinopteri; Cypriniformes; Cyprinidae. Bases 1847 to 2194 code for a protein of 115 amino acids. Gene Ontology annotation, molecular function: signaling receptor binding; protein tyrosine kinase binding. The record is from RefSeq and is a predicted model, not a curated record.